AUUCUUACGAUCCCUGAUCAGGUUAUUGCAAGGAGAGGGAUGGGAGGACAGUACGCAAUAACGGAGUAUCGUGACUCGUGGAGAUUCAAAAAAUAAAUAAACGGAACCUGUAGGCCCUGUAGCCAGUGCGUUAUCGAACGAAGCUCCUUGAGCAACUGUGAGAAACGAGAUUUUAUGCCUCAAAAGGAAUAGACGUGUUUGAGGAAAGAGAAACACAAAUCUUUCGGUUGUCAUAAUACUGGAGAAACCAUAUGGAUUGCUGUUUCGCCAAUCAAUAUGAUAGCUCUCAAAUUACAGAGACAUUUCCAAAUGUCUCUAGUCCAGAAAUGUUUGACAGCGAUACUGAAAGUGAUACAGAUAACAAAAAUGUUGAAACGUUAACUGUGGCUAAUACACUGGCGGUGAUUCCUUCACGAGAACCUACGCAGGCUGAAUUAAUUGCAAAAUCGGACAGUUACAUGCUGAUUAGAAUUAACAAGUUUUUGAGUGGUGUCCCACCUCCACCGAGACAAACGACAUGUCAGAGUGAUUGCUCCGAUUUUCUACAACAUAUUUAUAAAAAUCGUCAAUUGUUCUACAUCGGAUAUCCAUUGUCUACUGAAAGUUUGGAAUCUACAGAGAGCACCCAGCAAUUGAGAAUUGCGGAAACUAAUGAUGGAAAUGCCUCUAAUCGGUGUGCAAAAGGCACUUUGAAAAAUUUGACAACUGCCUUUAAUACUUGUGAUUUGCCAGUUGAUAGUGCAAAGGAUACAAAAUUAGAUAUAAACAAUAGUAAUAACGACGACUCAAAUGUACAAUAUAGUGUUCCUAAGGAGUUGAAGAAUCCAGUUAAUGCGAUUAAAGAAACAGUCCAAGUUCCACCUAUCGUAGACAAUUCAGACGUAUCUCAUGAGCGAUCUCCUCUUCUUUAUCAUACAAUUGAUGAAAAUGAAGCUAAAACAUUAACGUGGCCUCAGGCUUAUUCUCACAAAUUUCAUGGCAUACAUUAUAACAGAAGUAGAACCGUAGAAGAGUUUGAGAAUUUGACAGUUAAAUUAUGUGAAAGGUACAUAGGAGCUGAGACGCAAUCUACUUGUAAUAUAUGGUUUUCAAAACAGCCACCGGGAAGUGCGAAAAAGCGAAGUUUAUUGACAAAACGUGGAAACGGUCAAAGUCCAGAGAAAAGAUUGACGCAUUUAGCUAAGAGACGUAGAACUUUCUGUAGCGCUAACUUGCAAGGAUUGGGACUCACUGAUAAAAGGCAGUUGAUGAUACCAAUCAAGAAGCUUGCGCAUAAAAAGGGGAAAAGUCCAAGAGGUAAAAGUUUACGUGGUAAAAGUCCAAGAGGCAAGAGUCCUCGAGGUAAAAGCCCAAGGAGUUCAACGAAAAAAAAAGUUGUUCGGAGAUUAAUGCUAGAUGAAUCGAGUCCCUGUAAAUCCAAAUUAGAAACUUCGAAACGUGCGUUGUUUCAAAGUCCUCCAUCGGAUCAUGCUGGUCCUAGCAAAUUGUUAGGUGCGAGUAAUACGGAUACUCAAAAAAUUAAACGCGUUUUAUUUUCAACACCGAGAAAAGAUGAAUCUGAAGAUUCGAAACAAACAUCUUCGAAGGAAGAAAGUAGAAAAAGAAAGUGCGAGGAAGAAUUGCAAGGGCCACGAUUGAAAUGGGCAAAGAGUUUAUCGUUCGAUUGCACACACGAUUUAAAAAAUACCUCGAAAGUUACGUGGGAUAGACAUUCGUCGAGCAGCAUUCUUUCGAAAAAUGAAACCUCUUUUAAUCAAGCGAAGAACGAACUAAGUGAUACUCAUAAAAAGAAAUUACUUUGGGCGGUUGCGGAAGCCCUACGAAGCAAAGGCAUCGGCAUGAGUCACCCGAAAUUUAAACAAUAUGCUGCAAACUUGGCACGCACAAUCAAAAAAUUCAUGCCUGAACUAGAAAAUAAAAAUAUUCCGCGGAAACCUGGAAGUACGAGCGAUCGUAUGUUGAAAUUAGCCAAACAUCACGUGCUGUUUCUUAUCGAUACUAGGCCAAUAGAUUGACAGUACUCGUUAGUACGAUUAGUAAAAUUCAAUAAAUUGCACGAAUGAUUUGCUUUUUAGCAAACGAAACAUUACUGAAACGACCAAAUAUAUAUAUAUAUAUAUGGGUGCUUGUACAUUUAGCCGACGUGUGUUUACAUUAUGACUUUUAUAUAACUUAAUAACGUAAGAUAAAUGUAAUUAAAGAGUAAUUAUAUAAGAUAAAAAAAUGGGAUUGUAUAUUGUUACACCACAUGCAGGGUAUUAAACAUUUUUUAUCGUGUAUAAAUGAAAAUGUGUUUUUUUAUAAGCAUAGUUUUAUUAGCUUUAAAAUAGUUAUAUUUCACAACUUAUAAAUAAUUAAUAAAAAGCGCUUUCCUGAAGUAAAACGCAA
Molecule: messenger RNA, 2388 nt
Organism: Solenopsis invicta (red fire ant)
Lineage: Eukaryota; Metazoa; Arthropoda; Insecta; Hymenoptera; Formicidae
Gene: mi
Exons: 5
Coding region: 252-2015 (587 amino acids)
Biological process (GO): traversing start control point of mitotic cell cycle; protein localization to kinetochore; regulation of protein ubiquitination
Cellular component (GO): kinetochore
Source: RefSeq, a predicted model, not a curated record